Messenger RNA from Cucurbita pepo subsp. pepo (vegetable marrow), 1494 nucleotides. NCBI's taxonomy places the organism in Eukaryota, Viridiplantae, Streptophyta, Magnoliopsida, Cucurbitales, Cucurbitaceae. The record is from RefSeq and is a predicted model, not a curated record.
AUUCCCUUCUCAUUUUCAAAUCCCUUUUCUUCUGCUCUCUGCCACCAUGCCGGCAACGGAACAGCCCAGCUCCUUCCUUGGCCGUAUCAGCACCCGCCGAAACCAAGUCAUCUCCAUGGACGGUGCUCACGAGCAGGAGCUCGAGGAUCUCGAGCUCUUUCAGAAGCAAGUUUCCGAGCGAUUUUCCGAAUUAGUACCUCCGUCCUCCUCCGAAGACGUUUCUUCGGAAACUUUCCUCUCCAUCGCCUGGCUCAGGAAGCUCCUUGACGAAUUCCUCUGCUGCGAGGCUCAAUUUAAGGCUCUCCUCAUCAUGGGCCGCGAUCCCUCUCAGAUUGUCAAGCCGCCGCUUGACCGUCUCGUCCCCGAGUUUCUAGAUCGCGUCGUCAAGGCUUUGGAUAUCUGUAAUGCCGUUCUCCACGGGAUUGAAUCGGUUCGCCAGUUUCAAAAACUCGCUCAAAUCGCGAUUUCAGCUCUGGAGCAGAGUCCGAUUGGAGACGGACAAGUGAAACGAGCGCGUAGGGCUUUGAAUACCUUGAUUACAUCCAUGGCCGUUGAGGAUAAGGAUUUCUCCAACAGUAAAUCCGCAGAGAGAUCUUGGUCUUUCGGGCGUCGUGGAGGUGCCGGUGCCGGUUCCGGCACCGCCACUCCGCUGCAUAAGGACCGAAUCGCAGGACAGUUUCGUUCGCUGUCUUGGAGUAUGGCGAAAGGUUGGUCAGCGGCGAAGCAGAUUCAAGCUAUGUCGUCUAAUCUGGUUGUACCACGCGGCGGCGAGUCAUCGAGUUUACCGCAGACGGUUUACUUGAUGAGUACGGUUUUGGUGUUCGUAAUGUGGACUCUGGUUGCGGCGCUGCCGUGCCAGGAGAGAGGCGGGCUGACGACGUACUUUCCGGUGUCGAAGCAGAUUAGCUGGGCGCAAUCCAUGAUCGGACUGCAGGAGAAAAUCGCGGACGAGUGGAAGAAGAAAGAGAAGAAAGGAAGCGCUGGUCUGUUAGAAGAGAUGCAGAGGAUGGAGAAACUGAGUCAAUCACUGAUCGAAUUCACUGAUUCGUUCGCUUUCCCGUUGGAGGCGGAGCGGCAGGCGGAGGUGACAAAACAGGUGGCGGAGCUGGCAGAAACCUGCAAGAAACUGGAAGAAGGAUUGGUGCCAUUACAGCAACAAAUCAGAGAAGUUUUCCACAGGGUUGUGAGAAGCAGAACAGAGAUUGUUGAGCUUUUGGAGUACACUGCGAAGGCAUCUUCCCCAAUUGUGUGAAACAAAACUGAAGAAGAGGAAGCCAUUAACACGCCAUGAUCACUACUGCUAAAGGAUCUUCUAAACAGCAACCAGUCCCAUGGUGCCUCCCAUGUAGAUUUUGUAAGACUUUUGAUUUAUUUAUUUUAUUUUAUUUUAUUUUGCUCUUACGGUUUUAAUUUCUUGCUGGAUGUUAGAAAAUAUUUAAUGUUAAUCUGCAGAUGUAAUGGUGCUGAAUUUAUAUGGUUUAUUAAUGAAAUUGA